AUGCCCUUCUCCCGCCGUCCCAAGACCCCAGAGGUCUCACACGACCUCAGCAACGACAACGACAACACGGCCGCGGCAAUCACCACCCACGACAGCAACAACUCCUCGACAGACGCCGCCGCCGAAAAGAAGACGGCCGCCAUGCCGUCCCACAACGGCUUCGGCAAGCUCGGCGACGACGAGCACGACCUGCACGCCCGGAACGGCGCGCCCACGGCGGCGCGGGGCGUCGCGGCCGACGGCGAGGACGACGACGACGACAACAACAGCGUCCUCGAGGGCACCGCCACCGAGUACCGCACCUACAAGCGCCGCUGGUUCGGGCUGGCCCAGUUGACGCUGCUCAACAUCAUCGUGUCGUGGGAUUGGCUCACCUUCGCCCCCGUAGCCUCGAAUGCGGCGACCUACUUCUCCGUCUCCGAGUCCGCCAUCAACUGGCUCUCCACGUCCUUCCUCUUCGCCUUCGUCGCCAUCUUCCCCCUGACCAUCAAGAUCCUCCACAAGGGUCCCAAACCCUCCUUCAUGACCGCCGCCGCCCUCAUCCUCGUCGGCAACUGGGUCCGCUACGCCGGCGCCCACUCCCGGUCCGGCGGCAACUACGGCGUCGUCAUGUUCGGCCAGAUCCUCACCGGCCUCGCCCAGCCCUUCGUCCUCGCCGCCCCGACACGCUACUCGGACCUCUGGUUCACCAACCGCGGCCGCGUCGCCGCCACCGCCCUCACCUCCCUCGCCAACCCCCUCGGCGCCGCCCUCGGCCAGCUCAUCGUCCCCUUCUGGGUCGCCUCCCCGGCCGACGUCUCCUCCGGCGUCCUCUGGGUCUCCGUCAUCUCGACCGUCGCCUCCCUCCCGGCCUUCUUCAUCCCCGCCCGCCCCCCGUCCCCCGUCGCCCCCUCCUCCCAGACCCUCAAGCUCGGCAUCAGGGACUCGUUCCGCCUCAUCUCCCGCUCCCUCGAGCUCUGGCUCGUCCUCGUCCCCUACGCCUUCUACGUCGGCUUCUUCAACUCCAUCUCCUCCCUCCUCAACCAGAUGAUGAACCCCUACGGCUUCUCCGACGAGGAGGCCGGCAUCGCCGGCGCCCUCCUCAUCGUCGUCGGCCUCGUCGCCUCCGCCAUCACCUCCCCGAUCCUCGACCGCACAAAGGCCUUCCUCCUCGCCAUCAAGACCGCCGUCCCCGUCAUCGGGAUCUGUUACCUCGUCUUCGUCUGGAUGCCCGAGACGCGCAACAUCGCGGGGCCCUACGUCGUCCUCGCCAUCCUCGGCGCGUCCUCCUUCUCCCUCGUCCCCGUCGCCCUCGAGCUGCUCAUCGAGCUGAGCCACCCCAUCAGCCCGGAAGUCACGAGCACCAUUGCCUGGGCCGGCGGCCAGCUCCUCGGCGCCAUCUUCAUCAUCAUCUCGGACGCGCUGCAGGCCGGCGACACGGCCGACCCGCCCAGGAACAUGAAGAACGCGCUCGUCUUCCAGGCCGUCGUCGCGCUGGUCAUCGUGCCGCUGCCGCUGUUCCUGGGCCUGUUCGGCAGGGGUGACAGGGUGAGCCUGCGGCGUGUCAGGUCCGACGAGGCGGGGCAGCGGGCGGCGUAG
This is a messenger RNA of Colletotrichum karsti, 1578 nucleotides long. RefSeq lists its product as uncharacterized. The record is from RefSeq and is a predicted model, not a curated record. Bases 1 to 1578 code for a protein of 525 amino acids. Gene Ontology annotation, cellular component: membrane. NCBI's taxonomy places the organism in Eukaryota, Fungi, Ascomycota, Sordariomycetes, Glomerellales, Glomerellaceae. Gene Ontology annotation, biological process: transmembrane transport. The transcript is spliced from 2 exons. Gene Ontology annotation, molecular function: transmembrane transporter activity.